Messenger RNA from Trematomus bernacchii (emerald rockcod), 1970 nucleotides. RefSeq names its product arginyl-tRNA synthetase 2, mitochondrial (gene rars2). Lineage: Eukaryota; Metazoa; Chordata; Actinopteri; Perciformes; Nototheniidae. Gene Ontology annotation, molecular function: ATP binding; arginine-tRNA ligase activity. The record is from RefSeq and is a predicted model, not a curated record. Gene Ontology annotation, cellular component: cytoplasm; mitochondrion. Gene Ontology annotation, biological process: mitochondrial translation; arginyl-tRNA aminoacylation. The coding region runs from base 125 to 1864 and encodes 579 amino acids. The transcript is spliced from 20 exons.
GAAAGCGGUGUGGCUAAGGAGGAAGUACAGUAGCUAUGCCAAUGUGAAUUGAUUACACAUGUCAUUGUUGCUAACUUAGCAACGACUUUAUUUGCAUUGAAGCGUGUUUGAUCGUUUGCGAAACAUGGCUUGUUUUUUCAGAAGAAAGAUAGCAGCAAAGCUGGGUCGUACGCUGCAGCAGUCUGAGGAUGUCUUCAUACCAGCUCUGUCAGCAGUUCCAGUUUUUAGGAAACAGCAGAGUCCUGACUUCAAACUGUCAAUCAACACAUUACGGAGCAGUGGGGUUUUACCAUCCAGUGGUGACACCCAGCAGCAAUCAGAGGAAUUAGCCAACCGGUUAAAGCAGGACAGUGUGGUGGAAGAUAUUUCUGCUGGAAAUGGAGUGAUAAACUUCAAAGUGAAUCGGAAGCUUCUUGUCGAGAAAAUGUUGGAGCCAUUUGGAAAGGAGGAUGAUCACAAAUUUGGAUUAAAUAGUGAACUCUUCAAGACUCUUAAGAAAGGAACAACAUUAGUUGAGUAUAGCUCUCCAAAUAUUGCCAAGAAGUUUCACGCUGGACACUUAAGAUCUACAAUUAUUGGUAACUUCAUUGCCAACCUAAAGCAGUCACUUGGAAACAAUGUUAUUAGAAUGAACUACCUCGGAGACUGGGGUAUGCAGUUUGGUUUGCUAGGAGCUGGGUUUGGAAAAUUUGGCUGCCAGGAAAAACUGAAACAGAAUCCCCUACAGCAUUUGUUUGAGGUUUAUGUUCAAGUAAACAAGGAAGCGGAGCACAAUGAGGACACGAUGCAGGCGGCCAGAGACUUCUUCAGACAGCUGGAGCAGCAUGAGAGCGAAGCUGUGUCGUUAUGGCAACAGUUCAGAGAGAUCACAGUGGACGAGUAUCAACGUGUUUACAAACGUUUAAACGUCCACUUUGAUAUUUACUCCGGGGAGUCCUUUCACCAACAUGGAGCCCAGGAGGUGGUGCAGCAGCUGCAGAGCCGAGGCCUGUUAAAAACCUCUGAGACAGGAGCCGGUGUAGUGGAUACGUCCACAGGUGGAGACAUGAGCAGCGUCUGUGCGGUGCAGCGCGCCGACGGCACAACGCUGUACAUCACCAGGGAUCUUGCUGCAGCGAUCGACAGAAAAGAAAAGUACAAUUUUGAUGAGAUGAUUUAUGUGACGGAUAAAGGUCAAGCCAAUCACUUCAACCAGUUGUUCCACAUUCUGCGUGCUUUGGGACAUUCUUGGGCUGACAGGUGUGAGCAUGUGCCCUUCGGCCUGGUGCGGGGCAUGAGCACCCGCAGCGGGGAGGUGGUGUUUCUGGAGGACGUUCUGAACGAGGCUCGCAACAGGAUGCUGCACAACAUGAGCCAGUCAAAGACGACAAAAGAAAUGGACGACCCUGAGGACACAGCAGAGAAAGUGGGAAUCAGUGCACUAAUAGUCCAGGACUUCAAAGGUCCUCUGCACUCGGACUAUAAGUUUGACUGGGACCGGAUGCUGCAGGCUCAGGGAGACACGGGCGUCUUCCUCCAGUACACACACGCUCGACUCUGCAGUUUAAUACGCAGCAAUGAAGGUGUCGGUGGAUUUAUAUUUGAUCCAUCGCUCCUACUCGAGCCAACGAGCAUCAUCGUCCUGCAGCACCUGCUUCGCUACGAUGAGGUUUUGUACCAGUCGUCCCAGGAUCUGCAGCCCAAACACCUCGUCAACUUUUUAUUGAAGCUGUGCCACCUGGUUGCCUCGGCACACAGAGAGCUGCCGGUAAAAGGGAGCAGUCAGGAUGUUGCACAGGCGAGGUUGCGACUGUUCAGCGGAGCGCGCUCAGUCCUGGCCGGUGGGAUGAGGAUCCUGGGAAUCACACCGGUGGAUAAAAUGUGAAGCUACAUUAUCAGUGUUCAUUUAACAACUGAGGUGCCACACUGCUUUUAGUUAAUUAUUACUGUAAAUAAAAGGCCUUUUUUAUUGAAAUAAAAUCAUCAGAAGA